GAGACCGAACACCAGAUAGGACUAGGAGAGGGGCUGUCACGGCCAACGCCUCCCCUGCCUGCAGAGCCUCUCGCGUCGCCGGCCGGCGUAGGAUCUACCCAUGGGCUGCGCGUCGUCGUCGCCGUCGCCGUCGAAGCGUGAGCAGCGCGCACAGGGGUACCAGGAGCCCGCCGUCCUCGCUGCCGAGACCUCCUUCACGGCGAACGAGGUGGAGGCGCUGUACGAGCUCUACAAGAAGCUCAGCUACUCCAUCUUCAAGGACGGCCUCAUCCACAAGGAGGAGUUUCGGCUCGCACUGUUCGGGACCAGCAAACGAGACAACCUCUUCGCAGAUAGGGUGUUCGACCUCUUCGAUCAGAAGCGCAACGGGGUGAUCGAGUUCGGCGAGUUCGUGCGCUCGCUCAGCAUCUUCCACCCCAAAGCGCCUGAAUCAGACAAGACCACGUUUGCAUUCAAACUGUACGAUUUGAGGGGCACAGGCUACAUCGAGAAAGAAGAGCUUAGGGAGAUGGUGGUAGCACUUCUCGAUGAGUCGGACCUAUGUCUCUCGGAUAGCGCCGUCGACGAGAUCGUUGACUAUACGUUCGGUCAAGCAGACUCGAACGGUGAUGGGAGGAUAGACCCCAAGGAAUGGGAGGAGUUUGUCAAGAAGAACCCAACGUCACUCAGGAACAUGUCACUGCCCUAUCUCCAGGACAUCACGACGUCGUUUCCGAGCUUUGUAAUGCAUUCGGAAGUCGAAAAUUACGAUGGAGUCGGCAAAUAACCAGGCAGAGCCUUCCUAACCUGAAGCAUGCAGGGGUUGUCUGAACAAUGGGCAGCAACUACUGAGUGACUAAUAUUACCAUACAGUAGGAGUACUAGUGCGUUGCACGUAUGACCACAGAAAUAAAGUUCUUUGUACAUCUAGUUAUGAGACACAGUUGCUAAGUGGAUCAUACCUACAAGCAUCUUCUUAACUCGUCUUUUUUUUGAUAGAUUUUGCAAAAGUUGCGAAGGAUAUCACAAAAUAUGAACAAAUGUGCAAAAGCUAUA
This is a messenger RNA of Triticum dicoccoides, 1035 nucleotides long. RefSeq names its product calcineurin B-like protein 4. Gene Ontology annotation, biological process: calcium-mediated signaling. The record is from RefSeq and is a predicted model, not a curated record. The coding region runs from base 101 to 766 and encodes 221 amino acids. Gene Ontology annotation, molecular function: kinase binding; calcium ion binding. The transcript is spliced from 7 exons. NCBI's taxonomy places the organism in Eukaryota, Viridiplantae, Streptophyta, Magnoliopsida, Poales, Poaceae.